AUGAGCUCCGGCCGCAGGUGUAGCGUGCUCGAGUCGCAGUGUCCCAGCGGUGACGCCAUGGUGUGUCAGGAUGAAGGACCAUUUCCUGGGCUGGUGACGAAGCUCCAGCGAUACAAGGACGCGGACAAGUGCCGGUCUUAUGCAUUGUUGAAGUGGCACGAGCUGCUCCAGCCUGUCAAGUCGCAGAUGCUGGAGGUCAAGAGGUUGAUCGGCUCGUCGACAACUGAGCAAGCUGCCGAAACAAGCACCAUGGAUGUUGAGGAGGAGAAUCUGGCACAGACCCUCGGGCAUGGUCUAGUCACUGAGUAUGAAUGCAGCAACGACUCUCGGCGCAUGCAGAUCCUGGUCUCAGAGCUAGCGCGGCUGGUCAAAGAAGACUUCACACAUAAGGCUCCGGAUCUUCGAAGUAUGCUCCUCUCAAAGGAGGCUAUCCAAGAAGACCUCAAGCUCAUGCUGCCAUUCGCCUUGUACAGAUGUUCAUUAUUCUUUAACGUGGAGUCCGUCGUGAAAGCUCUACGGCAGGUUGACGACAGGCUUGUUCUAGUCAAGUCCGUCGUCUCCAACUGUCCUUCAAGUGUGGAGGGCAUCGUUUCGUCGCUUAUCGAUCAGAUCUCUCAAGGGUCCAGCCGUUAUUUUGCAAGGAACAGUCAGCCCAAACCGCAGGCUCCACUGUCCAACAAGCAAGACUCUGCACCCGACCCCGACUCGCAAUGGUGGUCCAGGGUGUUGGAGCAUGUGGCCAGCCUAUCACUUGCGAAUGCGCGGAGAGUACGACAAGAGCUGAUGAAUGCCACUGUCCUCCCUGAACUUGUGAUGUCGAUUACGGUACUCAUGGUCAAGGACUCUCUUGCCUUCCUCCUCAGCCACACGCACGGGCACGAGUGGCUAUGGGAGUACAUCCACUCAACUCUUUCCACGGAUGCAGUCGCAGUGAAGAGCUCCAACGGCUCCCCAGGCCAGCUUGCGGUCUACAAGCUUUUGAGCGCAAUGUCCAACUCGCUUUCAACGGUUACCAGCAGCAGCACGCCCUCUAGCGACCUCGGCAUCCACAGCCCGGACCAGAGCUCUGACGGGAGGAAAUCUGCGACCGUCAUGGCUGACUGCGACGAGGAUGUUGAGGUUCUGGGGGAUCAUGGGGCCGCCGGCCUCCUCAAGCUCUACUGCGCCAUGAUCGCUCUUGGCUCCAUGCAGCCAAGCUUGCAGGAGGUUCUUGGGAGCUCUGCGCUGCCAGUGCAUGGCAACGUCGCCAAAGCGCAGGCGGGCCUGUUUUACAUCCUCUGCCGGGGUCGAGCUGGGGGUUUCCAGGAGGCAGAAGGAGCAGAGGGCAAGGGAGCGGGGAGGAUUUUCAGCGGGGAGGAAAGGCUCCUCGCCUUCUGCGCGCUGAUCCUCUGGCCCCGGCUCAAGUCAGUGAUCCCCCAGCACGUGGUGACUGCGUCCAUCAAGAGCCUGUGGAACGCUAGCUCGGCUCCAGCUGUGCCCAAGGCAGAUUCGUCCACGAGGUCGUCUCCCCUCGCUUCUCCGACGGCAGCUUCAGCUGGGGAGUCGCUGGGAAGCUCUGGGGGGGUACAGGAUGGCAACGAGGCCGUGAACUCCACGCAAAUGGCGGUCGAGCCGGGAUCGCAGGGAGGAGGGGGGACAGCAGCAGCACCAACAGCAGCAGCAGGGGUAGGGGUAGGGUUAGGGGGUGCCACAGAGUGUGGAGAGGUCGACGACGUGACGAUCUUGCUAAGCUUGUUCGUGACGAGGGAUCUGGUGGCGGUGGGGGAGCUGGUGCGAACUGCGACGGGCCUGUCGUGCCACGUGCAGGGCGAGUCGUUGAACAAACUUGCGGACAUGAUUGCGGAGGGGACGGACGUCAAGCAGCUGUCAAGAGCUGUCCUGGGGUACGAGAGCUCGGUGGAGGGGAGCAGCGGACCAGGCGGCGUCUCCCCCCUGAAGGAGUCGAGCAUGAGGGAGAGCGCGAGGAUCCAAUGCGUCUACUCGCUUGCGCGCGACGGCAAGUUGAUAUCCUCAGUCCAGGACGGGGAAAGGUUCAACCGAUGGCUGCUGCACGUGAUGGGAAACGCGCCGUUCCCCCUUCCCAACGUCCUCCCGCAGGUUGUGGGACUCCCUCUCCCUGCUCUCAAGAGCCUGCUGGAAGCGCGCGAGUCAGAGUUGCUAGAGGGAAGGGAGAUGUCCAGCUCGGACCAGAGCAAGAGCAAGUCCACAGGAGCGAUCCUCGCUGCCUACUACCUCCUGAGCAGGAGGUCGCAAUGGAUCUCCAAGCAGGAAGCGAUGGUGGCCAUGCUGCCUCUCAAGGUCUACCUGCAAGAGAUCGAGCAGGGAGGGUAUCAGGCCAUCCAGCCGCAGUUCCUGCAGAUGGUUGUUGAGCAGUUCCCCGAGGUCCUCCUCGACUCUCAUCGCUCCAUCGCCUCUGUGGGAACCGACCCGACGCUUCAGGACGCACUCAAGUCCUGCUCCUCUUCCACCACCUCCUCUUCCUCUUCUUCCGCUCCUGCCUCCUCGCUCCUCACUCCUUCUCCCCCCCUUCCCUUCCCUCUCGACCACCGCAGGGCAAGGAACGCCUUCCUCAACUACUCCAGCAACCCUCAGGCCUGCCUCCUCAUCCUCGACGUCCUCUCGCGCCUGCCUGACGGCGAGCUGGAGCAGUUCGCAGGCCUCCUCCUCAUGAUCCUCCUCCCUCGCAUGCUCGUCCAGCAGGUGUCGGGCAGCACAGACCAGUCAGCCCAGCCCUCCCCCAGCGUCAUCGCUCCCCUCUUCGAGGCCCUGUGGGAUCGGCUGCUUGCUCGACAUCCCUGCCCCAUCGUCGCCAAGACCUCCUACUCCCUCCUUCACUACAAGUCCCUCGUGGCCUGCGAGGAGGACGCGUCCAUCAGCUCGGACAGCCUCUUCAUGGGAUGGAAGUGCUGGGGUUGGGGGGCUCCCGAGCUGGGCAGGUUGACAGGGAGGGUGUUCGACAUCAACACGAGCGGGCUGAGCGGAGGAGAAGCGUUUGAGUUCUCCCUGCUCUCCUUUCACGAGUCGCUGUCAAGGGAUGUAUUGACGAUCUUGUCGAUCGACGACCACAUAUUCCACGAGCCUUCUCUGCUCCGAAUUGUCUUGAGCUGCCUGGCUCUCUAUCAGACGAUCAGCGAGAUCAGUUUUGAUCAUGAAGUCUCCAAGUCGCAGAAGAUGGAUGAAAAGAUGCUAGACGAGCAGCUGAGUGUAAUCGUCAACACUCAGAACAGCGCGAUCAUUCAGAUCUUGUUGGAGAUUUGCUUGCCCUUCGUUGAAGAUGAUUCCUUGCUUGCUAUUGAGAACCGCAAGGCGAUCUGUCAGUACAUUCAUCGAGUAUUUAUCAAGAAUACCAUCCUCGUCAAGCUCGUCCACUUCCAGGGUUACAAUCCGAAACUCAUCAAGUGCCUCGUCGACAACGUUCCUGCCAUGCAUCCUGACCCCAGGACUCGCUCCUUCGCAGUGCUGCUCGCUGGGCAUGUCGCGCACAAAUGGCCUCUCAAGGAGACGGAGAAAUUGGUGAACCUCGCCCUCCACCGUAUCCGAGAAGCUGCAAGCUCUGACGACAGGGCUUCUCUUCGAGAGAUGAUUCCUAUCCUCCCUAUUAUGGCUGUGACGUUCCCUCGGACGGGACUAGAAGAGGCUGUCCCAGUUGCUCAGCAAGCCGUCAAGGUUCUCGUACAAGUCAAGUUUGACACCUCGACGGAGGAGGACGAGGAGGAGAAACUCGACGGUUUGAUCGACGAGGCCAUGACUGCCAUCAUGGAGCGCGUGCUGCUGCUGCAAGGAGUCGCCGUGUGA
Molecule: messenger RNA, 3795 nt
Organism: Guillardia theta CCMP2712
Lineage: Eukaryota; Cryptophyceae; Pyrenomonadales; Geminigeraceae
Exons: 29
Coding region: 1-3795 (1264 amino acids)
Biological process (GO): snRNA 3'-end processing
Cellular component (GO): integrator complex
Source: RefSeq, a predicted model, not a curated record